Molecule: messenger RNA, 684 nt
Organism: Clonostachys rhizophaga
Lineage: Eukaryota; Fungi; Ascomycota; Sordariomycetes; Hypocreales; Bionectriaceae
Source: the annotation of a GenBank genome assembly
AUGGGCAAAACACGCAUCGCAACCCAGGACGACGUCCCAGCCAUCGCCAAGCUCAUCCAAGACUCGAUCCAAAAAGAUCGUCUCUGGUUGAAAUUCUCCGCUUCAAAAAGUAUACAAGAUGAGGCCUACACCACCGAGAUUGAGUCCCUCCUUGAGGAGCAUAUAAACCCUUCCAUGGAAGAUUGGAUCGUCGAGGUCGUAGAUCUCGGAGAGGCUGAGCCGCACAUUGUGUCGGCUGCCAUCUGGGACGUGAAAGGUGCCCAAGGGCCAGAAGUCGCAAAGCGCGAGCAUAGAACAUAUAUACGAGACCAUCGCCUCCUCAAGUAUAUUCAGAUACUCCGCAGUGCCCAGGACAAGUUCUCGCCACGAUACCCACAUAGCACGUGGCUGCAGCUCCUUGUCACGCACCCGAACCACCAAGGUAGGGGCUACGCGAAAGAUCUCAUAGAUUCCCAAGUAUGCAGGGUGAAGAAAGGAGGCGGCGUGCUUACCACGAUCGGGGGGAGCAAAGCAUAUAUAUUCUUCAGCGGACGGGGAUUCAGCGACUUGGGCCCCGUGGAGGGAUCAGCCGGCGUGGCGGCGGACGCGGAGACGGAGACUAUCAAGGCUCUGUCGCUGGUAAUAAAAAAGGUCGACAAGGGAAAGUCAUUUGUCGACUCGGUAGUUGACUACGUAUUUAAGUAG